Molecule: messenger RNA, 2058 nt
Organism: Arachis stenosperma
Lineage: Eukaryota; Viridiplantae; Streptophyta; Magnoliopsida; Fabales; Fabaceae
Product: LEAF RUST 10 DISEASE-RESISTANCE LOCUS RECEPTOR-LIKE PROTEIN KINASE-like 2.7
Exons: 3
Coding region: 40-1932 (630 amino acids)
Biological process (GO): protein phosphorylation
Molecular function (GO): protein kinase activity; ATP binding; polysaccharide binding
Source: RefSeq, a predicted model, not a curated record
AUUAAAAGAACUCUCAUCUUGAUCCUCUUCUUGGUCCAAAUGAAAGUGACUUUGUCUUCUACGGAUCAAAGCUUCACAGCUUGCGAGCCCGUGAAUUGUGGUUACGGCCCAAAUAUAAGCUAUCCUUUCUACAUCACAGGGAAACAAAAACCCUUCUGUGGGUACCCAGGUUUUGACCUCACUUGUGGCAAAAAUGGCUUCCCAAUUCUCGAUAUCAUCAACACCCAACACAUCAUCCAACAAAUCUUCUAUAACAACAACUCAUUCCGAGUCUCCAACCCCGUUUUUUCAACUCCAAACACUUCUCAGUGCAUUCUUCCCACACAGAAUCUCACCGUUGGCAAGUACAGGUUUCGUAUUGCUCCCAAUCAGAGGAACCUCUUCGUGUUCUAUGGUUGUAACUUAACGUUGCUUCCUGAAGAGAUGAAAGAACAUAAAAUCGGGUGUUCUGUUCAUGAAAACAGAACGAGUAGUAAUUUAUCCGUUGUGGCAUUGUAUGCGGAAGACGUCACAAACGUGAGAUUAGCGGAAGAGAAUUGCAGAGGUGGGUGGGUGAAUGCAACGGUGGAAGACGAAAAGGGAGGGAAUGUUCGAGAAGCUCUUGAAGAAGGGUUUGUGAUGAGUUGGAAUGUAAGUAAUUGCAGCACGUGCUUGAAUAGUGGGGGAAGAUGCGGGUUUGAUACAAGCCCAGCUAUAUACGCUUUCAGGUGCUUCUGUCGUGAUGGAGUUCAUGUAGCGGAAUGUAAUCUUCCGCCGUCGCCACUGCCGCUACCGCCACCAUCACAGCAAGGUAAUGGCUGGACCCGGCAAAAGAAAGUCAUUAUUGGUGCUACAGCAGCUGCAGUAAUUGCAGGAUUGUUGAGUAUUUGUUAUUUUACCUACAUGUUACCAGCAUGGCAAGAAAAAUACUGCUUUCUGACAAAAAGUAACCAAGAUAUUGAAGCUUUCUUAAAAAAUUAUGGCGUGUUAACUAUGAAAAGAUAUAAAUUCUCUGAUGUGAAGAAAAUGACCAACUCCUUCAAAGUUAAACUAGGACAAGGUGGUUUUGGUGUUGUAUACAAGGGAAAGUUAUCUGAUGGUUCUAAUGUGGCCGUCAAAAUGUUGAAUCCAUCCAAAGGAAAUGGUAAAGAGUUUAUCAAUGAGGUAGCUAGCAUUAGUAGAACUUCUCAUGUUAAUGUUGUCACCCUUUUUGGUUUCUGCUUUGAAGGCCGCAAGAAAGUUCUUAUUUAUGAAUUUAUAUCAAAUGGUUCCCUUGACAAGUUUAUUUACAGAAAGGAAGGAGUUGAAACUACUACAUUGUUGAGUUGGGAUAAGCUGUAUCAAAUUGCCAAAGGGAUAGCUAAGGGGUUAGAGUACUUGCAUAGAGGAUGCAACACUCAAAUUUUACAUUUUGACAUAAAGCCGCAUAAUAUUCUUUUGGAUGAAAAUUUUUGUCCUAAGAUAUCAGAUUUUGGACUAGCAAAACUUUGUCCUGGGAAGGAAAGUCUUAUUUCCAUGUCGGAUGCUAGAGGAACAAUAGGGUAUAUAGCUCCAGAAGUAUGGAAUAGACAUUUCGGCAAAGCUUCUCAUAAAUCUGAUGUUUAUAGUUACGGAAUGAUGCUUCUUGAUAUAGUGGGAGGAAAGAAGAACAUUAAUGUAGAAGGGAGUCAAACAAGUGAGAUAUAUUUCCCUGAUUGGAUAUACAAAAAGCUUGAGCAAGGCACUCAAUUAGGACCUGAAGAUGGAGUGGUGGCAAUAGAGGAAAAUGAAUUGGUUAAGAAAAUGACGAUUGUGGGUUUAUGGUGUAUUCAAACAAUUCCAAAUGAUAGACCUACAAUGAGUAAAGUUGUAGAAAUGUUAGAAGGCAGCAUAGAUUCCAUAAAAAUGCCACCAAGACCUGCUCUGUCUUCUCCUGUAAGAUCGAUUGCAAAAUCUUCUACUUUGUUAAAUUAGUACAUCUUAUUAUAUUCAAAACUUCGUCAUUGGGCACUAUGCACAUAUUGGUUCUUGGGGGCAUUCACUAAGAUAAGUACUUGAUCCUACUGCCUAGAGCAAGAGUGUUAUUUUUCAAAUUUUCAC